This is a messenger RNA of Athalia rosae (coleseed sawfly), 2893 nucleotides long. Its product is annotated as integrin beta-PS-like. Gene Ontology annotation, biological process: integrin-mediated signaling pathway; cell adhesion mediated by integrin; cell migration. Gene Ontology annotation, cellular component: cell surface; focal adhesion; integrin complex. Lineage: Eukaryota; Metazoa; Arthropoda; Insecta; Hymenoptera; Athaliidae. The transcript has 15 exons. Bases 46 to 2478 code for a protein of 810 amino acids. The record is from RefSeq and is a predicted model, not a curated record. Gene Ontology annotation, molecular function: integrin binding.
CAUCAUUUUUCAUCAGACACUAAGCGUUGGAACGUCGUCGUGAAAAUGCGGGUUUGCUCGAGAGAUCGUUCUUUUUGUUUCAUCUUUUCUUCGAUCCUACUUUUUUUUACCUUGAGCGUCAUCGAUGGACAACGGGUGGAUACUAUGGGUAACGAUUGCUCCCUACAGCAGACCUGCACCGCUUGCAUCACAACCCCGAAUUGCCGCUGGUGUAACGUUGUGACCUCUGAAAAUUCUACCGAGAACCCAUUGCGUUGCGUCGAUCGGCGGUACAGUGAUUCGAAAAAUUCGUGGUGCCGGAAAGGGAGCAUCGUCGAUCCAAGAAGUACGAAGAGUUUACCCAACAGUAUCACGCUUUCGUCGGAAUCGGUCAAGAACCGAGUUAAGUUGCGACUUCGUAUCGGCGAGGAACAUCGCUUGAAAAUCGUAUUCAAGCAGACGGUAGAUUACCCCGUUGAUAUGUAUUUCAUCGUUGACCUCUCGAAUUCGAUGCGACAAUUCCGCGAUAACCUUUCACAGCUGGGAAUCCGGCUGGGCGAAGAGAUGACAAAACUUACGAAAAAUUUUCGUUUGGGAUUCGGUAGUUUUGUCGACAAGAACUUAGCCCCCAUGGUUAUACCCACCGAAUACUGGGACGGAGAUCAUCACUAUUCGUUUCACAACGCAAUGCCGUUAACGGAUAACUACGAACUUUUUAAGAGUAAGGUAAGAGGCUCUCCGCUGACCGGGAAUUAUGAUUCGCCGGAAGGAGGUUUUGACGGAGUUAUGCAAGCUAUGGUAUGCCAAGAAGAAAUUGGUUGGCGAUCGGCUGCCCGCCAUCUUCUCGUCUACGCUAGUGACGCGAUGCCCCAUAUAGCAGGGGAUGGAAGGCUUGCAGGGCUGCCCGAACCGAACGACGAGAAGUGCCACCUGAAUUCUACGGGUUAUUACACUCACGCGGAACUUCAGGAUUACCCGUCACUUGGCCAGAUAAACAGGCAAGCGGAAAAAAACAACGUGAACAUCAUCUUCGCCGUACGUGACUACCUCAGAACAGUUCACCAAGGGAUAGGGACGGUCGUACAGGGUUCGUCGACCGGAGUUUUCGACAGUACGUCGGAUGGCGUGAUCAAGUUAAUCAGCGCGGAGUACGCGAAACUUGUAAGGUCCGUCACAAUGACCAGCAACUCAACGACGGAUUUUUUGGACGUCAAAUUUUUUUCAAAAUGUCUCAACAAGAACGGGGGCUUACUGCAGAGGAACGUUUGCGACGGAUUGCGCGUUGGAUUGAAAGUCGAAUUCGAGGUCGUCAUCAAGGCCACAGAUUGCCCGAAUCAAAAAAAGGACUGGCGUCAGACCGUCGAGAUCAAACCGCAGGGAAUAAACGAAAAAGUAAUCGUCGACGUCGAUGUGAUCUGCGAAUGCGAUUGCGCGAAGACACAGGACGAGAGAGAAACUAGCCCCCGGGCACCGGAGUGUCACGAACGGGGUGUUCUCGAGUGCGGCGUGUGUUCCUGCGAUCACGGGUCAUUCGGAAAGUGGUGUCAAUGUCACGGUGACAAAAGUCUCGAGAACAGCGACGAGCUGUUGGCGUUCUGCAUGAAGGACAACUCGACCAUGGAAUUGUGCAGCGGUCGCGGAAGCUGCGUGUGCGGCGUGUGCAAUUGCGGCUCGGGAUCGAUGCCCGGUGAAAAUUACUACGGAAAAUAUUGCCAGUGCGACGAUAUCCACUGCAGUUACUCGAGGGAUCGAAAGCUGUGCGGCGGUAACGGGCGCUGUGAAUGCGGAGAAUGCAAGUGCAAUCCCGGAUGGGGAGGGACGGCCUGCGAUUGCCGGAACGACAUUUCACUCUGUCUUCCACCGGGUGACAACGCCCAGGUUUGCAGCAAUGCGGGAAAAUGCAUCUGCGGAAUGUGCGAAUGUGACAAGGAUAAGAAGCGAAACGGUCGAUUUUGCGAGGACUGUCCGUCGUGCCCGAGCCAACGGUGCGACGAGUUCAAGGACUGCGUCGAAUGUCACGUUCAUCAUUCGGGAAAGAUUUACGAAGGGGAUCGCAAUUGUCUUCAAUGCAACAUCGGCGACGUUCAGUUGGUGGACGAUAUCGACGGAGACCAGGCCAAAACGGACUCCGGGACUCACGUUUGUCGCGUUCCGGGUGACGACGGUUCGACUUUCGUCUUUAUUUACGCGUACGAGGAAGGCAACGGCGAUCAUGUUCCCAAGAUCAUAGCGAAGAAGCAAAAAGACUUUCCUGUAAUCAGUGACUUCCUCGCGGUAUCAAUCGGCGUUAUGCUGCUCACUCUUUUGCUGGGGCUCCUGACCCUCCUGAUAUGGAAGCUCGUCACCUUCUUCCACGACAAACAAGAAUACCAGAAAUUCAUGAAAGAAACAUCGAUUUCGAAAUGGGGACAGGGUCAAAAUCCACUCUACGUCGACGCAGUAACGACCUUCGCAAACCCCACAUUCAGUUCGGCCGGGAGUAGCAACGACGACCUUUAGCCUCCUAAAAAAAAAAACGCGUCGCGCUAAAGUUUCAGACCUUUCGAAUUGAAGCUUUUACUUUUUACUGUACAAGUGACGCACCUCUUACUCCCGAAGAGUCCUACUAACUCUUUUGAUUCCAAAAACUGCGUCACUCUCGCCAAAAGGAGUGAAAUUUUCACUCCGAAUUUUUUAUUAUUUCUUUUUUUUCCUUUCCAUCUCUUAACGAAAUAACACGCCACAAUUUAACGAAAUGAAUUAAUAAAAACCACGCUGCUCCGAGCAGCCGUGUGGCUUUUAGCAGGUUCGUUAUUUUUUUUUUCUUUCACUUUCUGUCAAUUAUUAUAAUUUUGUUAAAUCCGUUGUUAGUCAUAACCAUUGUGAUAACAAAAUAGUGUAUCAAGAUAUGGAAAUAAAUAUUUUCGACACUCGU